AUGAACAAUUCUCCCGCGCCGGCCAUCAUGGCUGCUAAUUCCGAUAUCAACAUCACUGCCGCAUCUCUUCGAGGUAGUCCCUCUGAUCGAAUUAUCAAGCCUCGGCCCCGAAAAGACUCGCUGCAUUCUAUCUCGGGAUCAGAAUCGGUUCCUGGACGCGUUGUGAAGCCCCGGGCGCGCAAGAGUCCCGGCUCUGGUGCCAAGCGAUCCGAACCCGCCAAGCGCAAGUUCAUCUGCUCCUUCAGUCACUAUGGUUGCGACGUUGCCUUGAGCUCCAAGAACGAAUGGAAGCGCCAUGUUUCAAUUCAACAUCUUCAACUUGGCUUCUACCGCUGCGAUGUCGGCCCUUGCAAUCCCGAGUACAACCCGGGCGUGCCAGGUCAUAAGCGUGUUUACAACGACUUCAACCGCAAGGAUCUGUUCACCCAGCAUCACCGCCGCAUGCACAAGCCCGAGACCGGUCCAGGCUCGGGUGUCUUUGCUCCAGGUCAAGAAAACAGUGCCGACUGGAAAGCGUUCGAAGAUACUCUCGAGAGCGUUCGCCAGCGCUGCUGGGUUGAGAAACGCAAGCCUCCUCAGCGUAGCACUUGCGGCUUCUGCGGUCGAGUCUUUGAAGGCGAAGGCAGUUGGAACGACCGUAUGGAGCACGUUGGCGGCCAUUUUUCCCGCGACGUGAUUGAUUCCAAGGAAGAGCGCGAGGACGAGGAUCUCACCAACUGGGCAACACAAGAAGGCAUCAUCAAAGAUGCUGGCAACGGCAGACAUAUUCUUGCAGACCAACCUCCGAGCACCCGUAUGCAAACCUACCCACCCAGCCCUGCUCUAACCCUAGCUAACAAUUUCACUCAAGUCCCAGGACAGGAGCUCCCCAUGAACCACAGCCUGAUUGAUCCCAGCAUCAGCCAGGCGGGUCCGUAUCAGGAUCCAAAUGCCCCCUUCUCUCCUACAUCGAAUGGUAUGGACCCCCGUCUAUAUGCCCAGAUGAUGUCGGACCCCUAUUCUCUCUUUGCAGAUGCGGCUUCAGGUCCGCUGACAUUGCCUUUUGAACCAGGUCAAGGCCUUGGAUCUCCGUCUGAUCGUCGUAAUUACAACACGGCUCCGCCGCCCCUGGGUGGGCUCGGCGAGACUGGUGCCGGAGACGGGUCAGGCGAUAGACUGGAAGAUCUGAUUCACCAGCUCACCAAGCCUAAAGAGCCUCUAAUGCAGCGACGCUUAGCAUGGAAAUGUGAUUGUCAGCUCAAUUUUGCCAUCAACGUCGACGAGAACGACAAGCAGCUCAUCGAGAGGCUGUCCAACAUAAACAUUGUCUGUGGCAAGUCACAGUCAGCAUACCUCAAGAUGGGCAAGGCGGCGAAGUACACAGUCGUCAAAUGUGACGAGCUUGUGAAAUACAUCAAGGAUGAGACCGGAAUCGAUAUCGAACAGUCCGGCACCGCCAUCACGCCUCUUACGGUGGCGCCGACGGCCGGCCCGGUCGAAGAGGGCUCGAUGACCGAGACCGCUCCCACUUCGUAA
Molecule: messenger RNA, 1515 nt
Organism: Cyphellophora europaea CBS 101466
Lineage: Eukaryota; Fungi; Ascomycota; Eurotiomycetes; Chaetothyriales; Cyphellophoraceae
Exons: 2
Coding region: 1-1515 (504 amino acids)
Molecular function (GO): DNA-binding transcription factor activity
Source: RefSeq, a predicted model, not a curated record